Messenger RNA from Metschnikowia bicuspidata var. bicuspidata NRRL YB-4993, 633 nucleotides. RefSeq names its product Rtg1p (gene RTG1). The annotation marks the transcript as partial. The record is from RefSeq and is a predicted model, not a curated record. NCBI's taxonomy places the organism in Eukaryota, Fungi, Ascomycota, Pichiomycetes, Serinales, Metschnikowiaceae. Gene Ontology annotation, biological process: regulation of transcription by RNA polymerase II. Gene Ontology annotation, molecular function: DNA-binding transcription factor activity, RNA polymerase II-specific; RNA polymerase II cis-regulatory region sequence-specific DNA binding; protein dimerization activity. The transcript has a single exon.
AUUUUGGCUCGUUCACUCGACAUCAAGAAACAGCUUCAGCAGUCUUUCCAUGGCCACUCAUCCCCUAUGAGUGGCAGUGGAGGGGUGACCAAGCCACGUGCCCGGCGGGACUCGGCAUAUCACAUCAAGACUGAAGACGGCGAUGCCGAAACGCGCAAUGAAAACGACCGCAACGAAGCCGAGGAGCAGGGAAUCGAGCGCAAGCGCCGUGACAACAUCAACGACAAAAUCCAAGAACUCCUUGAGCUCAUUCCUGGUGCGUAUUUCCAGGACACCAGUGUGGAUGCUGGGAUGGCUCCCGGGCAUCCGUUUGAUGAGGCGCUGGCCUUGGCGAAAUCGACCGGCACGCGCGACGGCAAGCCCAACAAGGGCCAGAUCCUCACGCAGGCUGUUGAGUACAUCCAGUUCCUUCAGAACGUCAUCGACGAAAACAAUCGCAAGGAGGUCGAGUUGUGCUUGAGGAUGCAGUCGCUCCACCUGCUGAGAAGCGGUGGCCUGAACCCCCCCUCAGAUGUGCCUAUGGCUGUCGGGCCCACCAGUGCUGAACAGGCGCUUGGCGAGAUUGGUGUUGGGCCGGAGUCUGACGCAUACUUCCGUGCGGUGCUUUUAGAGUCGCACGGCGGUAUCAAAAGU